Oryzias melastigma (Indian medaka) is the source of this 675-nucleotide messenger RNA. Its product is annotated as rab11 family-interacting protein 3-like. The annotation marks the transcript as partial. Gene Ontology annotation, cellular component: midbody; cleavage furrow; endocytic vesicle. The record is from RefSeq and is a predicted model, not a curated record. Lineage: Eukaryota; Metazoa; Chordata; Actinopteri; Beloniformes; Adrianichthyidae. The transcript is spliced from 5 exons. Gene Ontology annotation, biological process: endocytic recycling; regulation of cytokinesis.
GUGCUCCUCCUGGAGCGUCGGGUGGCGGAGCUGGAAAAAGAGUCGGACGCAUCGGGGGAGCAGCACGCACGGCUGCGCCAGGAGAACCUCCAGCUGGUGCACCGCGCCAACGCGCUGGAGGAGCAACUGAAGGAGCAGGAGGUGUACGCGGAGGAGCAGCUGCAGCAGGAGAACCGGCGACACAAGGAGGCGAUAAGCAAGCUGGAGAGAGAGAAGGGGCUGGAGCUGGAAAACCUGCAGGCCAGGCUGCAGCAGCUGGAUGAAGAGAACAGCGAGCUGAGGUCUUGCGUUCCUUGUCUUCGAGCGAACAUCGAGAGAUUAGAGGAGGAGAAGAGAAAACUUCACGACGAGGCCGAGGUUAUGUCACAGAGGCUGGAGGAGGAGACGGAGGCUCGCAGGAAGAUGGCUGACAAGCUCAGCCACGAGCGCCACCAAAACCAGAAAGAGAAGGAGAGCACUCAAGAACUUAUUGAAGACUUGCGUAAACAGCUGGAGCAUCUGCAGCUUUACAAGCUGGAGGCUGAAGCAAAGAGAGGCCGUACUCCAGGGGCGGGGCUGCAGGAGUAUCAGACGCGCACGAGAGAGGCCGAGCUGGAACAGGAGAUCAAACGCCUCAAACAGGUAACAAUGUCCAAAGAAAGAUUGCUCAAGGCACAAACAUCACUACUGGAGUAG